This is a messenger RNA of Nicotiana attenuata, 1399 nucleotides long. RefSeq names its product zinc finger protein WIP2-like. Gene Ontology annotation, cellular component: nucleus. The transcript has 2 exons. Lineage: Eukaryota; Viridiplantae; Streptophyta; Magnoliopsida; Solanales; Solanaceae. Gene Ontology annotation, biological process: anatomical structure development; regulation of gene expression. The record is from RefSeq and is a predicted model, not a curated record. Bases 205 to 1176 code for a protein of 323 amino acids. Gene Ontology annotation, molecular function: DNA-binding transcription factor activity.
GUAGCUAGUGAACCUCCUUCCAAUAUCCUUUAACCCCUUUUUUUCUUCUUCCCCUUCACCCAUCCAUUUCCCCAUCAUAUCUAUAGACUCUUUAUGUAUAUAUAAACCCUAAAGCUAGCUGUUAGACAAAAAUACUGAGAGUAUCUGAACAAUAGAACUCCCAGAAAAUUUUCUAACAAAUUGAAACUGAAACUUAUUUUCAGUAUGACAGAACCCUACUACAAUUUCUUCACAGGAUGGUUCAACUUCCUUCCUAUCCAUCAACAGUAUCUUUCUUCUCCCAACUUUUGCUACAAUAAUUCAAACAACAACAAUUUCCAAGAAGAAGUUUCUCUUGCUCCUCCACCUUCACCACCAUUAAAGGAAGCUCUUCCCCUUCUAAAAAAUGUUGAUAAAUUGGACAAGACUAAUACUACUAAGUAUUCUUAUGAGAGUACUACUAGUAGUGCAGCUGAGGAAGAUAAUAGUAAUGAAAAUGUGAGUGUAUCCUUACAUAUAGGGCUCCCAAUUAGCCCUAGUUCUGAUUUGACUUCAUCAAGGGUUUCAUUUUCAUCUGAAGGUCAAGUGAUAGAUGAAAAUGUUGGUGGAAAUAAAGAAUUUGAUGUCCCUUUGAGCAGACUAAAUAAGGGUCAGUAUUGGAUCCCUACCCCUUCUCAGAUUCUCAUUGGUCCAACACAGUUCUCAUGCCAUCUUUGCUACAAGACUUUUAACAGAUACAACAAUCUUCAGAUGCAUAUGUGGGGACAUGGAUCCCAGUACAGAAAAGGACCAGAAUCCUUAAGAGGGACACAACCAAGUGCAAUGCUAAGGCUGCCUUGUUACUGCUGUGCACCUGAUUGCAAGCACAACAUUGAUCACCCAAGAGCAAGGCCAUUAAAAGAUUUUAGAACCCUUCAAACACAUUACAAGAGGAAACAUGGUGUCAAGCCAUUUAUGUGUAGGAAAUGUGGGAAACCAUUUGCUGUGAAAGGUGAUUGGAGAACCCAUGAGAAGAAUUGUGGCAAGAUUUGGUAUUGCAUUUGUGGCUCUGAUUUUAAGCAUAAGAGGUCUCUCAAAGAUCAUAUUAAGUCCUUUGGCCGUGGUCAUGGCGCCGUUGGGAUACCUAAUCUUGAGGAAUUAGAGGAUGAAUCAACGUCUGAGAUCGAACACGAUGUUGGAUCUUCGUCUCCAGUUUGAUGCAAAAUCUCUGAUAGGACUAAAAGACUCAAAAUCGUCAUAGUUGGAUUCUCUUUGUUCGCCCUUAAACGAGCUACAUUGUCUUUGUUUAUGCUCCAAAUUCACUCUUCUACACUUUAAAUUUGUUCUAUGUUUUGGAUAAGAGAAGUGAAUUUUCUGUAAAUGAUUUGCUCCAGAUAUGUAAUAUAAGAUGUGUGUUUCUAAAUUGGGUGACUUAUCUUAA